AUGACUCCCCACCACCAUUCUCCAUUGGCAGAUCAGUCUUUUGCCUCCAUAGCCGAUAAAUUCGCUCAACUUGUUGCUAUAACUAUCGCCAACAACAACCGUCUCGAUUCCAUCAUUGCCAAGCUAACCAAGAUCACUGAAAUCCUCGCUACCAUGUUGAUCAAAAGCACAAUUAUGGAGGUUAUCACAUCACAACCGUUGCCACCAUCACCGCCAACACCGCUACCGACGUCCCCAUCACAACCGUUGAUGCUAACAAUGCCGACAUCUCCACCGUUAUCACUGCUGACACCCCUAGCUUUACCCAAUCCAGUUGAAGAUACAAUCGUCGUUGCCCCCUCACCAAAGGAACCGCUGCUACAACCGCCAUUGACAACUACUUAUGAACAUAUCCGACAUCUCAAGCUAUUUUUCCGUCUAUUCGACCAAUGA
This is a messenger RNA of Lactuca saligna, 432 nucleotides long. NCBI's taxonomy places the organism in Eukaryota, Viridiplantae, Streptophyta, Magnoliopsida, Asterales, Asteraceae. The record is from the annotation of a GenBank genome assembly.